CCGCGAUUUACAUCUUAUCAAUGUUUGCGGGAAACAACUACUGAUGUUGCUGGCCGUGCACGGCGGUUAUCUCCCCUCCGAAUUCCCAUUAUCGCGGCGAAUCAUCUCUGGAAUCCGAAACAAGCCGCCGCCAUUAUCAAUAACAACAAAAGUAAACGACGUUGACAUCCGCUGCGUCCGCGACCUUUACUCUGCUUGCAAUCACUCUUGCUACCGCCGCUUCCCCAACCUCGACCCCGAUGGCCGAGUCGAUCCAGUCGACCUCAACAAACUCCGUAAAGCUCUCCUCCAUAGUUCCGUCUUCGUCGCGGUAUUUUCCCAGCCCGAAAUAUUCUCCCAUUUGUCUGGUAUUGGAGGAGAUUUGGUUCGGAUACUGUCGCCCGUGACGCCGUCCAACUGCAAACUGGUUGGGUUGGGCCGUGCAGUCUCCGAUUCUGCGCUCACUGCUUCCAUCUACGAUGUUAUGGUCAUUCCAUCAUUAAGACGGAGGGGCAUUGGCAAGAGGAUAGUUCAGAUGAUAAUUAGGAUGCUUACACGUAAAGGCAUAUAUGAUAUAGCAGCUCUCUGCUCCAAUGCAGAGAUGUAAGUUCACUAGUCUUAUUAUAUGUGGAAUUCUAUGUUUGUGCAUUGUUUUGGAGGUCAUUAUAUCCCGUUUGGAGAGUUUCCAAUUUCCAAUUUUCCCAUUUCCAAUUUAUUAUAUGUGGAAUUCUAUGUAAGUUCACUAGUCUUAUUAAGUUCAACUUUCCCGUUUCCCGUUUCCUCAUGAUUUUCGCGUUUCCGUGCAACAUAGUGUUCAAUUUUACACUGCAUUGACAAUGGUUGUAUUUUCACGGUGACGUGUAGACUUAUUUUUUUCAUGAGCUCCAUUUUAGAAAUACUCGGUGUAUUAUAGCAAAACCUUCUUAUUUAUUUAUGUAUUUUGUUUGUUUCAAUAAUGAACCUCUAUGAGAUUGACAUUUAGAAUGUGAUCUUAGGACCUCUUGCAUAUUUGCUCUGAAGAUGUGAUAAACCAGAAAUAUGUCAUCUAGCAUAAAAUAUAAUACUCCGCUUGUAUGAACAUCAAAAUGUUGUUGCUGUCUUGGAGGAUGAUUUGUGCUCUUCUUUUCAUUGUUACCUUAACUGUAAAAACUGCAAAGUUGAACUAAUUUUGGCUCAUAGUGUUCAAUUUUACACUGCACUGACAAUGAUUGUAUUUUCACAGUGACAUUUUCAUUUUUUUCAUUUUCAUUUACCCCAGUGCCGCAAAGGCUCCCACCUACGGUGGGGUAAGGGUGGUCGGAUGUACGCAGUCUUACCCCUGUACUAAAGCACAAAGAGAUUGUUUCCGGAUGACCCAUAGUGAAAAUCGCGUCCAAAAUUGCAUGGACUGAUUGUUGCUUCAUAACAAAGAAGCGCAUACAGUUUAGUGAGCCAUUUUGCUUUAUUCCAUCAUAUUCUCAAGCCAAAAAAUAAUGAAUCGUUGGCUCCAUUGCAAAUGAUGGAAAUAUGUAUUUUCACGGUGACGUGUAGACUUUUUUUUUCAUGAGCUCCAUUUUAGAAAUACUUGGUGUAUUAUAGCAAAA
Cuscuta epithymum is the source of this 1562-nucleotide messenger RNA. The record is from the annotation of a GenBank genome assembly. NCBI's taxonomy places the organism in Eukaryota, Viridiplantae, Streptophyta, Magnoliopsida, Solanales, Convolvulaceae.